Messenger RNA from Labrus mixtus (cuckoo wrasse), 701 nucleotides. RefSeq names its product late endosomal/lysosomal adaptor, MAPK and MTOR activator 5 (gene lamtor5). Bases 107 to 382 code for a protein of 91 amino acids. NCBI's taxonomy places the organism in Eukaryota, Metazoa, Chordata, Actinopteri, Labriformes, Labridae. Gene Ontology annotation, molecular function: guanyl-nucleotide exchange factor activity. The transcript has 5 exons. Gene Ontology annotation, cellular component: Ragulator complex; lysosome; cytoplasm. The record is from RefSeq and is a predicted model, not a curated record. Gene Ontology annotation, biological process: cellular response to amino acid stimulus; positive regulation of TORC1 signaling.
CAUGACGGGCACGUGACAACACCCGGAAGCCUCGGACAAGCUGACAACAAAACAAAACUUCCUCCAGAAAACUUUCAUUUUGUUAGUCAUUAAUAAUUGUUUUAUAAUGGAGUCGACCCUUGAGCAGCAUCUUGAUGAUACCAUGAAAAACCCAGCAGUCGUCGGGGUGCUGUGUACGGAUCAACAAGGACACAACCUGGGCUGUCGCGGCUCCCUGUCUGAUGAACACGGCGGUGUUGUGUCUGUUUUGGCCAAACAAGCUGCAGCACUCAGCAAAGACCCAACAGACACUCCGACUGUGUGCCUGGAAUCUGAGUCAGGAAACAUUCUGGUGAGGAGUCAUGGGACCAUCACAGUCGCCGUUCACAAGAUAGCAUCCUGAAGACAACGUGAUCAAACCGGACAAGUUUUACUGUAAAGAAAUGUUAACGCAACCAUUAAUCAUACAAUUUGAACAUUUGUUGCCUGUCUCUGUGUUCUUCUGUAUUGGAUUUCUUUCUUUUGUGUGAAAAAAAUAAUAUAUUUAAAUCUUUCAGAAAUAUUGUUCUGCUGUCAUGUACACAUUAGACUCUGCAGUGACUCUCAGCCAUGUUACAGCUUUGUGUGCACACUUUGGUUUUACAUUCAUUUCUUUCAUCUAAUGCAGCCAUGCGGAGAGUAACACCACUUAAUAAACUUUGACUUGACUUUGUGCUGCCCUC